Molecule: messenger RNA, 2270 nt
Organism: Papilio xuthus (Asian swallowtail)
Lineage: Eukaryota; Metazoa; Arthropoda; Insecta; Lepidoptera; Papilionidae
Product: cGMP-dependent 3',5'-cyclic phosphodiesterase
Exons: 16
Coding region: 50-2257 (735 amino acids)
Biological process (GO): signal transduction
Molecular function (GO): protein binding; 3',5'-cyclic-nucleotide phosphodiesterase activity
Source: RefSeq, a predicted model, not a curated record
AACAUUCUUAGCUUAAAACAGUUCACAUAAAAUAAUUAUUUUGAAAAAUAUGAUUGCAAGACGACAACGACGGAAGAGUGUACAAAAUAGUGAUCCCGGCAAAAUCUUGGACCUGGUCAUGAGCUUAACUGACGAUAAGAGUGCCCAACUGCAAACUAAAAUUAAUACCUAUCUCAUCCAAGAAUGCGAGGCAGAGCAGGCUUUGCUUGUAGCAGUGAGCAGGGAACACUCCGAUGCUUUCAUAGAAGCUGUCGGCUCCUCGAUGUUGAUGCGCAAGCGUAAGAUAUGCUUGACUGAAAAAUUUAAAGUUGUUCUUGAGUCAGUUGGCGAGCAGACAGAGUACUUAAGUAAUAUGGAAGAGGAUUUUAAGAGUUUUGUUGAACCUACUUUGGAAUCGGAGAAUCCUAAGAAGCGUGUGGUGAUGUUCCCAAUCCCCGACGACCCUUUCUCCCUGAUAGUCUGCAUCGUGUCACCAACCGUGCAGGAGGAUCGCGUGGGCCUUAUUAUAUACGAAGCCUUCUUAUUUUUCUGGCCAGUGCUGAAGAAGUCAAUAAUGUUGGAAUACGAGCGCACAGUGAAGUACAAGUGCCAGCAACUGCUACGCGUCGCCAGGAGACUCUUCACUCAGGUGGAGAAACUGCAGACGCUAUUGCACAUGGCUAUGGAGCAGGCCAAGAUGCUGAUGAGUGCCGAGUACUGCUCCGUCAUGCUCAUAGACGUAGACCAAAUGGAACUGGUGGAGAUAUACGACCCUAUGGAGCUGCAAAUGACUAACACGGAGACGAUGAAAAGACGUUUCAAAAUGGACGUCGGUAUCGUGGGCAUUGUCGUCAACACGGGUAACCUCGUCAACGUUAAGAAUCCAGAGAAACAUCCCAAAUUUAAUCCAGAAAUCGAUGCUUAUCCUGGAAUCAGUUGCAGGUCUCUUCUAUGUUUCCCAAUCCGCGACCAGUCCGGGAUAAUCGGUGUAGGCAGCCUGUACAACAAGUUGGGCGACCCGUACUUCGACGCGAUGGACGAGGAGAUGGCUCUGGCAUUCAGCGUCUACUGCGGCGUUUGCAUCGUCCACUCCAUGGUCUACCAGAAGAUGCAGGAGGCGCACAUCCGAAACGCGCUUGCCAACGAACUCGUCAUGUAUCAUAUGAAGGUGGGGGACGCGGAGGUGAGUCGUCUGCUGGAGUGCACUGGCUUUCAUAAGCACCCGCACUUCGCCAGUCUCAGCUUCAAUGUGCGCGCCUUGCCGCCGCGCGAGUUGCCCUGCUAUGUGCUCAAAAUGUUCUCAGACCUCGGAUUGCAGAAGAAGUUCAAUUUAAACGCUAUGAAGCUGGCAAGAUUUGUGCUGCACGUGAAGAAGGGCUACCGCGAUGUUCCCUACCACAACUGGAUGCACGCCUUCAAUGUCGCGCAAUGGGCCUACGCCGCCCUCGUCAACUAUAAGCUUGUCUCCUCGGGAUACCUUAAUGAUUUGCAAGCACUCAUGUAUUUGAUAGCAUGUCUGGUGCACGAUCUUGAUCAUCGCGGGACUACCAACAGGUUCCAAAUAAUGGGGCAGACGAGCCUGGCGGCGCUGUACUCUAGCGAGGGUAGCGUGAUGGAGCGCCACCACUUGGCGCAAGCGGUGUGCGUGCUGAAUACUGAAGGCUGCGAUGUACUCGCCGCGCUGCCCCGCGCCGACUACGAUCGCGCCAUUAUUAUGCUCAAAGAUUAUGUCCUGGCUACAGACUUGGCUAACUUUUUCAAGAAUCUUCCCGAGUACGAAAUGAUAGCAAUGGACUACCAGAAAGGCAACCGACUGCACUGCGCGGCGCUGCAGGCUCUGCUUAUGAAUUCCGCGGACCUCAGCGACCAGCUCAAAGACUGGUCCGUUAUAAAGAAGACAGCUGCAGCAGUAUUGACUGAGUUCUUCAAGCAAGGAGAACUAGAGAAGAGCCGCGGUGAGCCGGCGUUGACUUUUAUGGACCGAGACAAGUGCUUUAUACCCGCACUUGAACAGGAGUUCCUCACAACCACUUGUAUGCCACUUUAUAGUCUCCUUGCUAAAAUCAUACCAAAAGCUGAAGCUUGCACUAAAGUUUUAGAAGGUCAUCUUAAACAAUGGGAGGCCGCGUCAUACGUAUUUUCUGAGGUGCCGAUAUCUGCCGGUCUGUCUGUACUACUCAGUCCGGAGUUGGACAACUUGAUAGAACAGAGCAUCAAGGAGAGGGAGGAGGAACUGGCGGAGAGCGCCAAGAAGACUGAAGCUACUGAUGAGGACUAGAAGACUUUUGCUA